UUCUUCCCCCGAGAUUUGAUUGCGAAUCUCAGAAACCGAAAGACGCGCCGCCCCGUUUCUUCCCCGCCCUCCGAUUCAGUCAUGAGCAACCAUCACCAAGCAGACCACCACCCGCACCACCCGCAGCAGCACCGCGUGUCGUUUGCUCCGACAGCCACGUCCGCGCCUGAACGCCAGCACGACCACGACCACGACAACGACAACGAGGAGCAGCACGGCGAUUCGCUCUCCGUCCAGCAGCAAGCGUCGUCGUCAUCCUCUUCGCAUUUAAAUCGCCGUGCGUCGCCAUUGCUCGCUGCCGAUGCGCACUCGCCCGAGAUCACCCGUCUGCGCCAGGACGCCGCGCGUACGCACAACUGGAAACGCUGGGGUCCGUACCUGUCCGAGCGCCAGUGGGCGACGGUGCGCGAGGACUACUCGUCGGAUGGCAACUGCUGGAAGUCCUUUCCCCAUGAUCAUGCGAGAUCGCGCGCGUACCGCUGGGGCGAGGAUGGCUUGCUCGGAAUCACCGAUCGUGAGUGUCGGCUGUGCUUUGCGCUCGCCCUGUGGAAUGGCAAGGAUCCGAUUCUCAAGGAGCGGCUGUUCGGCCUCACUGGCCCAGAGGGCAACCAUGGCGAAGAUGUCAAGGAGUGCUACUACUACUUGGAUUCAACUCCAACCCACUCGUACAUGAAGGCACUGUACAAGUAUCCGCAAGGAGAGUAUCCUUACUCCCAGCUGGUCGACGAGAACCGCAGGCGUGGCGUGCAUCAGCGCGAGUUUGAACUGGAAGACGCGGGCGUGUUUGCCGAUGGCAGAUACUGGGACGUCCAGGCCGAGUACGCCAAGGAAGCCGAGGACGACAUUCUGAUCAGAAUCACCGUCACCAACCGCGGCCCCGAGGCUGCCCGCUUGCACGUGCUGCCCACCCUGUGGUUUCGAAACACUUGGGUCUGGGGCUGCACGCACGAAGGCUGCACCAUGCGGCCCACCAUUCGCGGGUCAAACGACAAGCCGUCAUCCGCAUCGUCGCCCCAGUUUGUGCGCAUGACGACCACGCACGAGACACUCCAGCCCUUCGAAUGGGAGGCUGAUGUUGGUCCAAACGGCGCUCUGCCAGAAACCUUGUUCACGGAGAACAUUAGCAAUUCAGAGCGCCUGUGGAACCUGCCCAACGACAAGCCCUACGUCAAGGACUCGUUCCACCGCUACGUGAUCAACAACGAACAUGGCGCUGUCAACCCAAAGCACGUCGGCACCAAGGCUGCAGUCGUCUACGCGUUGGACGUCCCCGCAGGCGAGCAGCAAGUGUUGCGCUUGCGUCUGCGCGCGCUUGGCACCACCGCCCAAGCUUCGUCGGCACCGUUUGGUCAGGGAUUUGACGAGAUUUUUGCCCGCCGCAUCAAUGAAGCCAACGAGUUCUACCAGCAACACGUGCUCAAGCCCGACAUGUCCGACGACAACGCGCUCAUUGCUCGUCAGGCGUACGCUGGCUUGCUGUGGACCAAGCAGUUCUUCCACUACAUUGUGCGAGAUUGGCUGACAGGCGAUCCCAACAUGCUGGCGCCGCCUUCAGAACGCAUGCAUGGUCGCAACCAUGAUUGGCAGCAUUUCUUUGCGCGCGACGUCCUCUCCAUGCCCGACAAAUGGGAGUACCCGUGGUUUGCGUGCUGGGAUUUGGCCUUCCACAUGAUUCCAUUUGCCAAAAUCGAUCCAGAGUUUGCCAAGCAUCAGCUCAGCCUGAUGCUUCGAGAGUGGUACAUGCAUCCGAAUGGUCAGCUGCCCGCCUACGAGUUUGCCUUUGACGACGUCAAUCCCCCUGUUCAUGCGUGGGCCGUCUGGCGCGUCUACAAAAUGUCGGGAACCAAGGGCAGUCGCGAUCUCAACUUCCUGACCAGCUGCUUUGUCAAACUCAUGCUCAACUUCAACUGGUGGGUCAACCGCAAAGACAAGGAUGGAAACCACGUAUUCUCUGGUGGAUUCUUGGGUCUUGAUAACAUUGGCGUCUUUGACCGUUCCAAACCGCUUCCGACGGGUGGAUCGCUGCAACAGGCGGAUGGCACGGCCUGGAUGGCAUUUUUCUGCGUGACAAUGCUCGACAUGGCGCUCGAGCUUGCACAGCACAAUCCCGCCUUUGAAGACAUUGCGUCCAAGUUCUUUGAGCACUUUGUAGCCAUCACUGACGCCAUGAACCACCUUGGUGGCUCCGGCCUGUGGGACGAGUCUGACGGCUUCUACUAUGACAAGCUGCAGACACACUCCUGUGAAAGUCACCUGCGUAUUCGCUCGAUGGUUGGCUUGAUCCCCCUCUACGCUUGCUUGGUGCUUGAGCCCCGUGUGCUCGACAAGCUGAAAGGAUUCACCAAACGGCUGAACUGGUUUUUGCGCAACCGCAAGGACUUGGCCAAGAGCAUUUCCUACCUCACUCCCCGUCAGUCCCAUGGCGCAAAGGACUCGGAAGAAUCCCAAACCUCCUGCGACGCGAAAGGGGGCGUGCACUUGCUGGCCAUCCCAUCGCGAGAGCGCCUGGAACGUGUGCUCAAAGUCUUGCUCGAUGAAGACGAAUUCCUGUCUCCUCAUGGCAUUCGCUCCUUGUCGCGCGUGCACGAGCGCUCACCCUUCACGCUGAACGUUGGCGGCGAAGUCCACCGCGUCGACUUUGCCCCUGCCGAGUCUACCUCGUAUCUGUUUGGUGGCAACUCAAACUGGCGCGGCCCCAUCUGGCUUCCCGUCAACUAUCUUCUCAUCGAAGCGCUCGAGCGGUACCACUACUUUUACGGCUCGGACUUGAUGGUCGAGUGCCCAACCGGGUCUGGUGACAUGAUGAAUCUCAAGCAAGUGGCGCAGGAGCUGUCGCGACGCUUGACUUCGCUCUUUGUGUCGGACGAGAACGGACGUCGCCCGUGCCACGGUGACAACCCGCUGUACGCCAACGACCCUCACUGGAAGGAUUUGGUGCUCUUCUACGAGUACUUUGAUGCGCUGGACGGUCGUGGCAUCGGAGCCAGCCAUCAAACCGGCUGGACAGCGCUCGUCGCGCGUUGUUUGGACAAGAUUUAAUCGGUGUGGGGGGGGGGCUAAGCUCGAAUAAUGUGUGCUGCUGUUGUGUUGUUGUGGAGCAUUUGGGUGUGUGCACGGGUUGUCAAUGUGAGCUUUGCAAUUUAAUCUCGUGGAAUUCUGGAACA
Capsaspora owczarzaki ATCC 30864 is the source of this 3164-nucleotide messenger RNA. Its product is annotated as cytoplasm protein. Lineage: Eukaryota; Filasterea; Ministeriida; Capsasporidae. The record is from RefSeq and is a predicted model, not a curated record. Gene Ontology annotation, cellular component: endoplasmic reticulum membrane. Bases 82 to 3039 code for a protein of 985 amino acids. The transcript has 8 exons. Gene Ontology annotation, biological process: protein N-linked glycosylation; oligosaccharide metabolic process. Gene Ontology annotation, molecular function: Glc3Man9GlcNAc2 oligosaccharide glucosidase activity.